This is a messenger RNA of Panonychus citri (citrus red mite), 1182 nucleotides long. Its product is annotated as protein lethal(2)essential for life-like. The record is from RefSeq and is a predicted model, not a curated record. Gene Ontology annotation, molecular function: protein folding chaperone; structural constituent of eye lens. The transcript has 2 exons. Gene Ontology annotation, biological process: response to heat; protein refolding. Bases 166 to 1029 code for a protein of 287 amino acids. Lineage: Eukaryota; Metazoa; Arthropoda; Arachnida; Trombidiformes; Tetranychidae.
UUAACUGUUACACACCCAGAGAGACACUGAGAGAGAAAUUUGGGUAUUUAAAGAGCGACAAGUUUGCCAAAAAAACUCUUUCCUCGAUUGUCUUCAAUAAGAGAGAUUAUAACGGUUAAUCUGUCUGUUGAUCUUCCUCAUCUUCUUAUAAUCGUUGGUUCGAAAAUGUCCUUUUCUCGUAGUUUGGUUCCUCAAAUGCUUCGACCAACAUCCGAUUGGUGGGACCUUUGGGAUUUUCCACCUCGAAUAUUUGACCAGCACUUUGGUCUUGGAUUGAAUGAGGAAGAUCUCAUUCCAUUGGCUUCAUCACCUUUCUAUCCUCGGUCAUCUUUACUUCGUCGACAAUUAUCAUCAACAUCUUCCUCUGGUACCAAUGCAACUCAAUCAACCACCACCAGUGUUGUACCAAGAGGAGUAUCUGAAGUAUCAAAUGUAUCAAAUCAAUUUGCUGUUUCACUUGAUGUCUCUCAAUUUGCUCCAAAUGAGAUUACAGUUAAAGCGAUUGACAACAAUUGUGUUGUUAUUGAAGGUAAACACGAGGAGAGACCCGAUGAACAUGGUUAUAUUUCAAGGCACUUUCAACGUCGAUACAUGUUACCAAAAGGAAUCGAAGCCGAUAAAAUUAUCUCUUCCUUAAGCCCUGAGGGUGUUUUAACUGUUUCAGUUCCCAAAAAGGCUCCAAUUGAAGAGGGUAAACCAAAGGAAAAGGUUAUCCCGAUAAACUUUGGCUCCUCACCCAUGGUUGUCGAUUAUGUUCAACCCUCAACUCCAGGUCAACUUGCGUCCUCAUCCCAAACACAAUCAGCCAAUAAUACCAAUACCUCAACAUCCUCAACAACCACAAAUCAACAGGAGACAAUUCAUCAAAUUCAAGUUGAAUCCAGUGUCCAACAAUCAUCCAAUAUUGUCCAACAGCCCAUCCAGCAAACCGAGGCCGCUAAACCAGUGACUGAGGCCACUGCCGCCGCCACCCCUGCCCCUGCCACUCCAGCAGAGCCACAACAACCCGCAGCUCCCGCUCCACAAUAAAUUAACGGUUAACUAAUCAUUGAAAAUGACAAUGAAAAAAAGUUCGUUGAGUAAUUUGAAAAACAAUUUUCUCGAUUAAUAAUCAAUCCUAUUCGAUGUAAUAAGAACUUGAUAUUUAUCAACAUAUUAAAAUAAGAACAAUUUAACAAACAA